Neurospora tetraspora is the source of this 1029-nucleotide messenger RNA. Its product is annotated as mitochondrial carrier domain-containing protein. Gene Ontology annotation, biological process: carnitine transmembrane transport; mitochondrial transport. Gene Ontology annotation, molecular function: O-acyl-L-carnitine transmembrane transporter activity. Gene Ontology annotation, cellular component: mitochondrial envelope. NCBI's taxonomy places the organism in Eukaryota, Fungi, Ascomycota, Sordariomycetes, Sordariales, Sordariaceae. The record is from RefSeq and is a predicted model, not a curated record. The transcript has 2 exons. The coding region runs from base 1 to 1029 and encodes 342 amino acids.
AUGUCGUCGACCACUUCGUCGCCAGGCGCCAAGAUCCAAGAGGCCGUCGUCGAGAAGCUUCCUCACAUUCCCGAGACCAAGGAGGAGCUCAAGGCCGAGAUCAAGGCUGAGGCCAAGGCCGCCGCCUCCGCGGGCGCUUCCCAGCUAAGGUCCUUUGUCGCCGGUGGUUUCGGUGGUGUCUGCGCCGUCGUCGUCGGCCACCCCUUUGAUCUCGCCAAGGUCCGCCUCCAAACAGCCGAGAAGGGCGUCUACACCGGCGCCAUCGAUGUGGUCAAGAGGAGUAUCGCCAAGGAUGGUCUAAGGAGGGGUCUCUACGCUGGUGUCAGCGCGCCGCUUGUUGGUGUUACUCCCAUGUUCGCCGUCUCCUUCUGGGGCUACGACCUCGGCAAGCAAAUCGUCCGGGCCACCUCCACCGUCGCGCCCGACGGCAACCUCUCCAUCGCCCAAAUCUCCGCCGCCGGCUUCUUCUCCGCCAUCCCCAUGACGGCCAUCACCGCCCCCUUUGAGCGCGUCAAGGUGAUCCUGCAAGUCCAAGGCCAGCAGAAGCUCGCCCCCGGCGAGAAGCCCAAGUACUCUGGCGGCAUGGACGUAGUCCGCCAACUCUACAAAGAGGGAGGCGUGCGCUCAGUCUUCCGCGGUUCCGUCGCCACUUUGGCCCGCGACGGCCCCGGUUCGGCGGCUUACUUCGCCGCCUACGAGUACAUCAAGAAGGCGCUGACGCCCAAGGAUCCCGUCACGGGCGAGGCCAGCGGCAAGCUCAGCCUGGGCGCUAUUACUCUUGCUGGUGCCGGUGCCGGUGUCGCCAUGUGGAUCCCUGUCUUCCCGAUCGAUACCGUCAAGAGCAGGCUGCAGACUGCCGAGGGCAACGUGACGAUUGGCGGUGUCGUUAAGCAGCUGUACAGGGCGGGCGGCUACAAGGCUUUCUUCCCUGGCUUUGCGCCGGCGCUGGCUAGAGCGAUGCCGGCUAAUGCUGCUACUUUCUUGGGUGUUGAGUUGGCUCAUCAGGCUAUGAACAAGGCUUUUAACUAA